Messenger RNA from Poeciliopsis prolifica (blackstripe livebearer), 1934 nucleotides. It is a transcript of the gene nifk, whose product is annotated as nucleolar protein interacting with the FHA domain of MKI67. The coding region runs from base 138 to 959 and encodes 273 amino acids. The record is from RefSeq and is a predicted model, not a curated record. NCBI's taxonomy places the organism in Eukaryota, Metazoa, Chordata, Actinopteri, Cyprinodontiformes, Poeciliidae. Gene Ontology annotation, molecular function: RNA binding. Gene Ontology annotation, biological process: maturation of LSU-rRNA from tricistronic rRNA transcript (SSU-rRNA, 5.8S rRNA, LSU-rRNA). Gene Ontology annotation, cellular component: nucleolus. The transcript has 6 exons.
GUGACGCAGCUCCGCAUCACGCUGUGACGCAGCUCCGCAUCACGCUGCACUUCCUGUCGCCUCGGGUGCAGCACAUGUUGAGGAGGAGCAGCGCGAGGAGCUUCGGAACCGAGUGGACCUGGAGAUAAAGUGGUGAAAUGACCGAGAGCAAAGCGGAGGCCGCGCCGCAGCGGCCCAGAGAGCUGCUGGCGCUGAACCCGCAGCAGGAGGCCGAGUUCAAGAACAAGGUCCGCGAGGUGAAGAAGAAGAACCGCGGCGGGAAGGGGAGCCGGUUAACUCCAGGUGUGGUGUAUGUCGGCCAUCUUCCUCUGGGGCUGUUCGAGCCACAGCUCCGGUCAUACUUUGAGCAGUUUGGGACGGUCCUGCGCCUGCGGCUGUCAAGGAGCAAAAAGACCGGCGGCAGCAAAGGAUUCGCCUUCAUCGAGUUCGAGAGCAGCGAUGUGGCCAAGAUCGUCGCAGAAACCAUGAACAACUACCUGAUGGGGGAACGGCUCAUCAAGUGCGAGGUUCUGCCUCCAGAGAAGGUCCACGAGAAGCUGUUCGUCGGGUCCCAGAAGACGUUCCGCAGGCCGACCCGGCCCGCCGUGACCCGGUACAACCGGUACCGCUCGACGGAGCAGCUGGACGCCAUGACCGGCCGCCUGCUGAGGAAGGAGUCGCAGCUGCGCAGGAAGCUGGCCCGGCAGGGGGUCCAGUACGACUUCCCUGGAUUUGCGGCCCAGAAGAAGUCGACCUCCGGCGUCCUGGACGCUUCGUCCUGCAGCGAUCAGACCACGCCCGUCUGUACGCCGUCCUUCCUGGAGAGGAGGAAGUCUGCGGUCGUCCUGGACGACGAGGAGGACAGUGAGAUCAUCCUGAAGAUGCCGGCGGCAGAGGAAGACGAUGAUGAUGAUGAUGACUGCAACAUGGAGGAAGAGGAGCACUCUGACAGCUCUGAGGACGAAGAGGAGGCCCAAUGAAGGGUUUCAGUAUUUAAGGCGGACUGGGACAGUUUCUACCUCCAGGCUGGAGCCGGAGUGACCCGAUUGGUCCAACAGAACCGGGCUGGUCCAGGCUGGCUCUGCUUCCUGCUUUAUUAUUGUUAUUGCUAUGAUGAAGAACGUGUUCUUGUCAGUCCGUUAGAGAAUAUUCUCUAACAUUGCAGCAGACAAGCGGACCGGCCCGAAAUCUGGGCCUGAUCCGGACCAGCCAGGGAAAACAUGGGCUGUGUCACAUGACCAAAACACGGACCCCCCAAAGUUCCCAAACAAACAGACCACAUGUUCCCCGCUGGUCAGCUGGUGAUCCACUGGAUCAGUCAGAACCUUCUGGGCCGUCUCAGUCAUGAUGCUGGUCCAAUGAACCCAGACGGAUGUUUUCAGACCUAUGAGCUCCAAUCUGCUGCAGUGCUAACACCUGCGCUAAUACCGGCGCCAGCAUUGGUGCUAGCAUUAGUGCUAACAAUGACGCUAACAGCAGUUUCAUGGUUAAGGCAGCUGGGCGUCGCUCUGCAGUGAGGCGGGUUUUACUGGGACAGAACCAAAGAAAGAAAAACAGGAAAAUAUUUCAGUUUAAUAAAAUACUCAGAGCAGCAGCGACCAGAUCCCUGAUCGGCCAGAUUCCUGAUCGACCAGAUGGAUCCUCAGUUUGGCUCAAGCUUGAUUAUUAAUUCAUUGUUAAAGAAUAAAACUGUUUCUGUGACACUUCAUUACAUAAGGAAUUGAUUUCAAAUUGUCUCCUGGGUAACUGAUGUAAGCCUUCGUCCCCCUGUAGGCCUUCGUCCCCCUGUAGGCCUUCGUCCCCCUGUAGGCCUUCGUCCCCCUGUAGCUUCUUCUGAAGCCACAGAGCAAUCCAGCAGUUAGAGCUCUUUAAAAAAACGAGUAAAUAUUUAAUCAUAUAUUGACUCAAAUUAGUUUACAGUCUAAUUUUAUUAUAAAUAAAAAUUGUUGCAAAUA